Molecule: messenger RNA, 356 nt
Organism: Dentiscutata heterogama
Lineage: Eukaryota; Fungi; Glomeromycota; Glomeromycetes; Diversisporales; Gigasporaceae
Source: the annotation of a GenBank genome assembly
UAUCAUCUCAAGGAUCAGUAUCAUCUCAAGAAUCAGAAUCGUCUCGGGAAUCAGCAUUGUUUCAAGAAUCAGCAUCGUCUCAUGAAUCUGAAUUGUAUCAAGAAUCAGCAUCAUCUCAAGAAUCGACAUUACAUCAAGAAUCAGCAUCAUCUUAUGCAGCACCAGUAUCGCAACGAUUUUCAUCAAAUGAUUUUCAUAUACCUUUUAAAGAUAGUACACGACCAAAUUUACCUUUGCAUUCUAAUGCAUCUAUUAAAAACCCAACAUUAGGUGGUGUGAGACGUUUGAAAAGAAAAAAAACAACAAUUAUUAACAAUUAUUAUAAUAUUACUGCUGAUUCUGUAACUUUUAAUUAG